GUUGUAUUUUAGUAAUACCGAUGAGUGAUGAUAGGAUGAUUAAAAGUAAUGUCAAGUUUUUGACAUAAUUUUUUAAGUGAAUUUAUACAUUUUAUUUAAUAAGUAAUUAUAUUUAUUUAGGAUAAGUUUUGGGUGUUUGAUUCUACUGAUUACGUUGCUGCUGGAUACAAUCACACUGAAAUUACCAACAUGAACGCUUCAGAUCACGGGUUCAAUCCCGGUUUAAAUAUGGCCACGAUAAAACAAGCCAUCAAUGAAACUAUUGAAAGAGUGCGUAUGCCAACACCGAUGCGACUGCGUGAUUUAAUACGUCAAAUACGUGCAGCUAGAACUGCAGCCGAAGAACGUACAGUUGUUAAUAAAGAAUGUGCUUAUAUUCGAUCCACAUUUCGUGAAGAAGAUUCAGUAUGGAGGUGUCGUAACAUUGCCAAGCUACUGUAUAUUCAUAUGUUGGGAUAUCCAGCUCAUUUUGGUCAGUUAGAAUGUCUCAAGUUGAUCGCUUCAUCACGAUUUACAGAUAAACGUAUUGGAUAUUUAGGUGCCAUGUUAUUAUUAGAUGAACGGCAAGAUGUUCAUUUGUUAAUUACAAAUUGUUUAAAAAAUGAUUUAAAUAGUCCAACACAAUUUGUUGUUGGAUUAGCACUAUGUACAUUAGGUGCUAUUGCAUCGCCAGAAAUGGCUCGUGAUUUAGCUGCAGAAGUAGAACGAUUAAUGAAAUCACCAAAUGGUUAUAUACGGAAAAAAGCAGCGUUAUGUGCAUUUCGUAUAAUCAAACGUGUACCCGAAUUAAUGGAAAUAUUCCUUCCAGCAGCACGAUCUUUACUUACUGAUAAAACACAUGGUGUUUUAAUUACUGGUGUUACUCUUAUUACGGAAAUGUGUGAUGCAAGUCCUGAUACAUUAAAUCAUUUUAAAAAGAUUGUUCCUAAUUUGGUGCGAAUAAUGAAAAAUUUAGUAUUGGCCGGUUAUUCACCAGAACAUGAUGUGUCUGGUGUAAGCGAUCCAUUUUUACAGGUUAAAAUAUUAAGAUUAUUACGAGUAUUAGGCAGAAAUGAUGCAGAUGCAUCAGAAGCCAUGAAUGAUAUAUUAGCACAGGUUGCAACAAACACUGAAACCAGUAAAAAUGUAGGUAACACUAUACUUUACGAAACAGUAUUGUCAAUUAUGGAUAUCAAAUCUGAAAGUGGACUUAGGGUAUUGGCCGUAAAUAUACUUGGACGUUUUCUAUUAAAUAACGAUAAAAAUAUUCGAUAUGUGGCAUUAAAUACUUUAUUAAAAACAGUUUAUAUCGAUACAUCAGCUGUACAAAGACAUCGAUCAACAAUAUUAGAAUGUUUAAAAGAUCCAGAUGUAUCAAUACGAAAACGUGCAAUGGAUUUAAGUUUUGCACUUGUAAAUACACAAAAUAUUAGAAUUAUUAUGAAGGAAUUAUUAGUUUUUUUAGAAAGGGCUGAUCCUGAUUUUAAAGCACAAUGUUCAUCCAAUAUUGUUUUAUCAGCUGAACGAUUCUCACCAAAUAAAAAAUGGCAUUUAGAUACAUUAUUAAAAGUAUUAGUUGCUGCAGGAAAUUAUGUUCGAGAUGAUGUUAUUUCAUCGACGAUACAGUUAAUAUCAGAAACAACUGCGUUGCAACCAUAUAUCGUGGGACAAUUGUGGAAUGCCUUAGCUGCAGAUCAAGCAGAUAAACAACCGUUGACCCAGGUAGCUGCAUGGGCAAUUGGUGAAUAUGGUGAUUGUUUAUUAGAAGCAAAUGCUUUAGAUGGUGAUACAGUACGACCUAGUGAAUUAGAAGUCAUUGAUGUUUAUCAAAAAUUAUUAUGGUCUCCACAACAUUCUAUUGUUACCAAACAAUAUGCUUUAAUGUCAUUGACUAAACUUAGUACGAGAUUCACUACAGUUAACGAUAAAAUACAACAAAUUAUCAGUUCAUUUGGUUGUUCAUUACAUAUCGAACUUCAACAACGUGGUGUUGAGUUCACACAAUUGUUUGGUAAACAUGCAACAUUACGGCCAGCAUUAUUAGAACGUAUGCCACCAAUGGAAGUCACUAGAAGACCGUCCGAUACUGUGGAACCAGUUGGUGAUGUUGAAGAGGAAUCAUCACAGCCAGAAAGUCCGAUUAGAACUAACACACAAACGUCUGAUUCGAAUGCGUUAUUAGAUUUAUUAGGUACAGAUACAUCAGAAUUUACUAGUUCUCAUGUUGAUAAAGUAUCUAGUCAAGCAAUCAGUUCAAGUAAUACACAAGACUUAUUGGAUUUACUUGGUGGUUUGGACAUAUCAUCAUCAGCUGGACCUCCACCAUUAACUACACCAUCAUUAACUACAAUUACAACAACAAGUGAUAAUAAUUUAGGACUUAUGAAUAAUAUUACAAAUAAUAAUAAUACAACAUUAUUUAAUAAUACAACUAAUUCCAAUUUCUUAAUGGAUGGUAUAUUUAAUUCAGCGCAACAGCAACAGCAGUCCAGUCCAAUACCAAAUGAUUUACCUACGAUAACAGCAUUUGAAAAGUCUGGUUUAAAAAUAGUAUUUAGUCUUGAAAAGACAGCUGAACCUGAUACUGUACUAGUAAAUAUGGCAGCAUUUAAUAGUACAUUAGAACCAAUGACUGAUUUUUUGUUCCAAGCUGCUGUACCUAAGGCAUUCCAACUUCAAAUGAUGUCUCCGUCUAGUGUUGUAGUUAUUCCAAAUGGACAUUUAACUCAAGUAAUGAGAGUCACUAAUCCAAAUAAGUCUGCCUUACGAAUGCGUAUUCGAUUAUCGUAUACAGUGAAUGGUGCACAAGUUCAAGAACAAGCUGAAGUAAAUAAUUUUCCAACGGAUACGUGGAAUUAAAACAACAAACAAACA
This is a messenger RNA of Chrysoperla carnea, 2853 nucleotides long. RefSeq names its product AP-1 complex subunit gamma-1 (gene AP-1gamma). NCBI's taxonomy places the organism in Eukaryota, Metazoa, Arthropoda, Insecta, Neuroptera, Chrysopidae. The record is from RefSeq and is a predicted model, not a curated record. Gene Ontology annotation, cellular component: membrane coat; AP-1 adaptor complex; Golgi apparatus. The transcript is spliced from 17 exons. Gene Ontology annotation, molecular function: clathrin-cargo adaptor activity. The coding region runs from base 190 to 2838 and encodes 882 amino acids. Gene Ontology annotation, biological process: intracellular protein transport; Golgi to vacuole transport; receptor-mediated endocytosis.